Aspergillus alliaceus is the source of this 1554-nucleotide messenger RNA. RefSeq lists its product as uncharacterized. The record is from RefSeq and is a predicted model, not a curated record. Lineage: Eukaryota; Fungi; Ascomycota; Eurotiomycetes; Eurotiales; Aspergillaceae. The transcript has 2 exons. The coding region runs from base 1 to 1554 and encodes 517 amino acids.
AUGGAGUCUAGCAAACCCGUCGGGUUCGACGACAAAAAAUACCGCAAUGAAGUCCUCCUUCUCUUCUCCGAGGAUGAAGAACGAUCGCAAGAACAAUCAUUAGUGGAGGAGGCGCGCAAAUUAGGAUUAAAUGUUCCGGAAGUGGAAAUAGUGGCAUCACUGGCCGCAUCCAUUGCGUCCGGCAUGGUCGAUCUUUCCUCACCUAUUCUAUCCUCGGGCUCUUCGACCGAUCGCAAUUCCGCCUGUGAAGUCAUCCCCUCCAACGAGACAUCUCCUGCCGACCAGAUCGCAUCGUCGCUUUCCGAAUACACGCUGUCCCCCGACCCGACCAAAUGUGGGAGUACUCGCUCGAUCGCUUCGCUUUCCACACGGCCAACGUCUUACAGCUCGAGCGAAGGUAGACUAGCCCACGGCACGGACGGGUUCGCGUGGAGAUCACCCGGUCACCGGAACUCUUUAUUAAGCAUCGCCUCGAGUGAAAAGAAGGAGCGGAGGAAAUCAACCUUGAAGUCCGCAAUUGACAAAUUUCAUUUUCGGAAAAGGCGCGCCCCCUCCGCGGUUUUACUCCCUCCGGCGGCGCAGAUCUCGGUCGCAAAGGGAGAGGGAGGGAUUGACAAAUACUAUGUGGAAUCCAAGAUCGAUGACCCGCAGGGCAACGAGAGUGCGGAGGAAGAGAGUCAGGUACUAAAACUGGAGAUCCCGGUCUUUGAUAACGAAAGCCUUCGGCGGAGUCUCGAGAAUGCGGACCUGAGACAGAUGCGCGAGUCCCAGAAGAUGGAACGAAACCGCCAUAUUGCCUUUCAGGACGCUUGUAUGAGUCAACUUCGGCGCGACCACCAAAACAUUGUUGCCGAUCGGCUCACGGCAAAUAAGCUGUCGGAAGAAGAAAAGCGUGAGAAGAACGUUGCCGAUGCUACCCGCAUAGAAGAACGGCAACUCUCGGUGGAAAUGGACCAAGUACGUGAGUUUGAGCGAGCUAAGCUGAAUUCUCGGACUCGAAUAAAGUAUAUGGAAGGCUACUUCCACAAUGCGAGUCCUCCACCUUCACCCGGAUCCACGUCAGGAGCCGAAACACCGCCGGCUCGGAAGUUCACUUCUCAGCAAAAGGCCCAACUGGCUCAGGCAUACCACGACCAUGAUUCCAUGGACCGGCUGCACGAAGCCAAAAUCAAAGUACUACGGGACCGCCAAGAGAUUAAACUCCAAGAAGCUAUAGCUCGAAUGGACAAGGAGCUGUACGACUUGAUCGAUAAGCAUGCACUGGAAUUUGCCAACCUGCAACGAGAUCAUCAACUAGAAGAGGAAUCAGUUCUUCACAUCUUUAAUGCCAAGAAGACAAGGCUCCGCCAUCGAUGGAACCUAGAAGAAGCGAUCUUGCGCAAGAAGCUCGAAAUGGACCACGGCCAAGCUUACGGGCCACUCCCUCCACUCUCGUUCUCGGAGUCUCGUUAUGAGACGCGCGACUCAGCGAUUUCCGUUUCGGAAGAGAACCCAACAAGUGCAAGUAGUGAUGAGGAACGGGUGCACCGAAGGAGAGGUGAACCGCUACUAUAA